ACAGACUGCAGAAUACGCGACGGCGACACUGAGAAGAGCAACUACUGAUAACCGACGCACCUGUUGAGCUUACAUUUGAAAUAACGCAUGACGGAAAUUUUUCGGUAGCCAAGAGCAGAAACACAGAACAGAUUCAUUAGGACGUUUAAGAGCUGAAGAAACGCCAAGACACGAGCUUUGCAGGAAAGGAACACCCCACCAGUAUGAAUGAGGGCGAGGUGAUCGACGAUCUCUUCAACAAGCUGGGUGCCUUUGGCCGGUACCAGAUCCGCACCCAGUUUCUGGUGAUGAUUCCCUUCGUAAUCAGCGCCGUGCAGGCCAUGAGCGUCGUCUUCAUACACUACACACUGCCCCAUAGAUGUGCAAUCCCAGGCCUACCAAACGACACGUACGAAUCCCAGGGUCUGUGGCAUGACGAACUGAUCAACGCCUCUAUUCCUGGCGGCACGGGCCUCGAGGACGCGCACUCUAGCUGUUAUUUGUAUGUCCCACACAACGGCACCGCUGCCACCAGUGUGAACAGUACCCAGGAGAAGUGCAGUAGCUGGGUGUAUGGUAAAACAAUGAUGGACGUUACCGUUCAGUCCGAGCUCAAUUUUGUCUGUGAUAACCGGCCUAGGGAGACCGUGGCCCAGAUGGCACAUUUCAGUGGACAGAUGGUGGGCCCGCUGUUCUUUGGUCUGCUGGCAGAUAGGUUUGGUCGAAAACCAAUAUAUCUCAUAUCUACGUUGCUGGGGGCUCUAUUCGGGGUGUGCUCGGCGUUUGCUCCCGACCAUCAUUCAUUCGCCUUCAUGCGCUUCGUGGUCGGCCUCUGCAUCUGUGGAACAUUCGGGGCGGGGCUGAACCUCAUUCUUGAACUGGUCGGCACAUCAAAAAGAAUGCUGGUGGGUAUUAUGGUUGAAUACAGCUGGAUCGUCGGCUCAGUUUCCACUGCGGGACUAGCAUAUUCCGUGAAAAACUGGAACCAUCUCCUCCUCAUAGCCUCGGUUCCGAUAUUCAGCAUUAUUCCUUAUUUUUGGAUUAUACCCGAGUCCCCAAGAUGGCUUCUGACGUCAAACAUCAAAGGCAACAGAGAAAAAGGAAAAAAACUCAUGAAAUACAUAUCGGAAGUCAACGGUCGCCCCCUGGUGGAGAAAGAUUUCGAGGUCCUGGACAACACGUGUAGGGAGAUCGUGGUGACUGACCAGGGCGGGUUGAGGAUCCUGAAGUCACCACGGAUAGUGAUGACUCUGUUGGUUGUCAUCAUGAAUUGGUUUUCCGUCAGUCUCGGGUAUGCGGGGAUCAGUCUCAACAGCGGCAAGCUGCCGGGAGACUUGUACGUCAACUAUGUCCUCAUCCAAGUGGUCGACCUCCCCGCCUUCACUAUGUUGUUCACCAUGGAUAAAUUAGGAAGAAAAAUCCCUCACAUCCACGGCAUGUUGUUAGCUGGCCUCUCGCUGCUGGCAACUGUGUUAGUUGAUCUGUAUGCUGACAAAGACAUCUCAUCAACUCAAGCUAUCUACGUUGCCCUAAAUGUUAUUGGUAAAAUAGGCGUGGCCUCUGCCUACGGCGACAUCUUCAUUUGGGCGGCUGAAAUGUUCCCAACGGCGGCAAGGAACCGUUGUUAUGGUGUAGUGAGCACUAUUGGCCGCCUGGGGGCAGUAGUGUCGCCGAUAAUUGUGAACGAGGCAAGGUUUGAGGGACCCAUAGGCAAUUCUAUUCCGCUGUUGAUAUUCGGCGUGCUCUGCGUGUGUACGGGGCUCCUGGCGGUUCUGCUUCCGGACACCGCCAACAAGCCUCUUCCUGAGACCAUAGAGGAAGCCGAGAACUUGACCAAAUUUUCAAGGAAAAAAUCCACAACAGCUGAAACUACCGCCAAAAACGGAAAUCUCAUCGUGAAGAUUCCAAGCACCAAAGAAAUCGAGGACUACCACCUGACGUCAUUGUAACGUCACAAUGGAUUCCUACGCACAAACAAACAGAUAUUCUCAGAAAACACUGCCAAUGAAAGCGAAUGAUUAUUGAAAUGGUUAUUGUGUCUGCCUGUAUAACUUGGACGGACAGAAAACACACACAGGCGGACGAACAGACAAACGAACAUACAGACAGACAGAUAUUGACAAUCGGACAGACAGACAGACAGACGGGCAGACAGACAGACAGACAAAAAGAUAGAUGUAUAGAUGGAUACAUGACUAGAUGGAUGAAUUGACGUACGGAAGCAGAUCAAGCGGACGGACAGAUCUAGACAGAAAGUACAAUCUUAAUGGUAGAUGGAUAUUUUCAAUACAUUCCACACUUGUUACACACCGUGAUAUAUCAAGAUAUCCAAAUAUACUUUUAUGUUGUUCCAUCAACAUAUUUACGUUCGGAUAACUUCGGCCGAUUCCGUACUUCCAUUCGUGUAAGGAGACACGAGAGUCAUCAGCUGAUUAUGACCGAAUACUAGUUAAAAGUUCUACUCAGUAAAUUGUCUUGUGCUAUU
Molecule: messenger RNA, 2464 nt
Organism: Lingula anatina
Lineage: Eukaryota; Metazoa; Brachiopoda; Lingulata; Lingulida; Lingulidae
Product: organic cation transporter protein
Biological process (GO): transmembrane transport
Cellular component (GO): membrane
Molecular function (GO): transmembrane transporter activity
Source: RefSeq, a predicted model, not a curated record